Betta splendens (Siamese fighting fish) is the source of this 1270-nucleotide messenger RNA. RefSeq names its product carbonyl reductase [NADPH] 1-like. Lineage: Eukaryota; Metazoa; Chordata; Actinopteri; Anabantiformes; Osphronemidae. The coding region runs from base 16 to 1002 and encodes 328 amino acids. The transcript has 8 exons. Gene Ontology annotation, molecular function: carbonyl reductase (NADPH) activity. The record is from RefSeq and is a predicted model, not a curated record.
CAGCGACCGCCCAUUAUGCUAUGUGGACCUGAGGCACAGAAACAACAUCGACCACGUGGUUGGCGUGUUUUUCCGGGUGUGCGCAGUGACGCUGCGCAGACGUCCCUCAAAUGCCUCUCGUUUUGCUUCGUCUCUGCAGUUUCAGCUUCGUGUCCACGCAGCUCUGUUUCAAACAUGUCCCCCAGGGUUGCCGUGGUAACGGGCAGCAACAAGGGCAUCGGCCUGGCCAUCGUGCAGUCUCUCUGUGAGCACUUCCAGGGGGACGUUUACCUCACGGCCAGAGACGCCGCUCGCGGUCAGGCAGCCGUGGAGUCUCUGGCCUCACAGGGACUGAAGCCUCUGUUCCAGCAGCUGGACAUCAACGACCUGAACAGCAUCACCACAGCUGCCGCCUACUUCAAGGACAAGUACGGAGGAGUGGACGUGCUGGUCAACAACGCUGGGAUCGCGUUCAAAGUGGCCGACACGGCUCCGUUCGCGGUCCAGGCCCAGGUGACCCUCGGAACCAACUUCUUCGCCACCAGAGACGUGUUGACUCACUUCCUGCCGAUCAUCAGACCUGGAGGUCGCGUGGUGAACGUCUCCAGCAUCGCCGGAUCGAUGGCUUUGAACCAGUGCAGCCCGACUCUGCAGCAGCGUUUCCGCAGCGAGGACAUCACAGAGGAGGAGCUGGUGGCGCUGAUGCAGCAGUUCGUUGACCUGGCCAAAGCAGGCGAGCACCAGCAGGCGGGAUGGCCUGGUACCGCGUACGGAGUGUCCAAGACCGGGCUCACGACAUUGUCCAUGAUCCUGGCUCGUCGUCUGUCCAAGCAGAGACCCAGUGACGGGAUCCUGCUGAACGCCUGCUGUCCAGGGUGGGUGCGCACGGACAUGGCCGGUCCCAAGGCCCCAAAGUCCCCAGAGGAGGGCGCUGUCACGCCCGUCUACCUGGCCCUGCUGCCGCCCGGAGCCGCGGAGCCGCACGGGAAGUUCGUGUCGGACAAAAAAGUGCAGCCGUGGUGAAGGGAUGUGUGUAACUUUUACAUCUGACACAUCUGGAAACAGCAUUGAUAUAUUAGCAAGAUGAAUCAAGCAGCUAACAGCUGUACUCACGCACAUGGACAGCGUGUGGUUGUGUCAAGCAGGUUCAGUGCAGCUAUAAUUGUGUGUGAUAUCUUAAGGGUGCUGGCUAUUUGUUGUUACAUUUUGCCUCGGAAGAAUAAAGAUUUAUAUUUUGCUUUGCAAAAAUAAAGUUAACUGGGCCACACAAUAAACUGCUUCUCCGACUAAA